Molecule: messenger RNA, 1666 nt
Organism: Scutellospora calospora
Lineage: Eukaryota; Fungi; Glomeromycota; Glomeromycetes; Diversisporales; Gigasporaceae
Source: the annotation of a GenBank genome assembly
AUGACUAGAUCACAGAGUCAAACAAAUCAAUAUCAAAAUGAAAUAUUGUCAUCACAAUCUUCUUUAAGUUCUCACAGAUUUCCAAUAGCGCCCAUUUCCCCUUCUUUAAAACCUAAUGCAACCAAUUAUCUGAGGGAUGUCAAUUAUCCUGAAAGAAUCCAAUGCCACCAUGAUUCUGGUUCUUCUAAUUCAAUAAGAUCUUCGUUUUUCCCUGGAAGUCCAGCAGUAACUCCAACCACAACUAUAUCCGCUCACUUUCAAAAUAGAGUAUCGGUUCGUUCUGAAUCCGAUCGGCCAGCAUCUGGACCGUUACUAUGGGAUGAAUAUGAUAACGUAGAUGAUGAAUUACAUAAUAUGGAAAAAAAUAUCAAUGAUCGAAAGUGCUUGAUGGUGGCUUAUCCGGUGUAUACCGCUAUAAAAAAUAGCGAUUUGAUAGAAAAGACUGGCCAAAAUUCAACUCGAAUUUCCGAAAUUCUGCCGGAUUUUGUUGAUAUUGAUACACCAAAGUCAGCACAUACUAGAGUAGCAAGCGAUGGGACCAUCUACAAGCUUGUAUUUUCAGAUGAGUUUAACAAGGAUGGCAGAACAUUUCGACCAGGAGAUGACCUAUAUUGGGAAGCGGUAGACCUUCAUUAUUGGCUCACAAAUGAUUUGCAAUGGUAUUCACCAGAUAUGAUUACUACCAAAGAUGGAAAACUUCAGAUAACCAUUACAAAUGAAAUCACUCAUGGGUUAAAUUAUAAGUCUGGAAUGUUACAAAGUUGGAAUAAGUUUUGCUUUCAAGGAGGGAUAUUAGAAGGUGAUGGCAAAACUCAAGGAUUUUGGCCAGGUGUAUGGACUCUUGGUAAUUUGGGUCGCCCUGGUUAUGGUGCCACGACAGAUGGUAUUUGGCCAUAUAGCUAUGAUAGUUGUGAUGUGGGUAUAACACCUAAUCAAUCCGAUACAUCUGGUACAUUUUCUUAUAUUCCUGGUCAACGUCUUAAUAAAUGUACAUGUCCAGACCAAGAUCAUCCAUCACCUGGCAUGGGCCGUGGCGCUCCAGAAAUUGAUUUAUUUGAGGCAACUAUUGAUGAUAAUGGUCAAAGCUAUAUUUCACAAUCUGCCCAGUUCGCUCCUUUUGACACAAAUCACAAGAUCAACAAAGACUUCAUUUAUAUAGACAAUCCAAAUGUGACAACUUUCAAUACCUAUGUUGGUAGUGUGUGGCAGCAGACUGUCAGUUCAUUGACUGUAGUCAGUAAUGAAAUUUAUGAUAACCGUUCUUACGAAAAAUAUGCUUUUGAAUAUGAACCUGGAUCUGAUGGAUACAUAAGUUGGUUUAUUAAUGACCAAUUGACAUGGAGGAUGAAUGCUAGUGCUGUUGGUCCAAAUAAAGAGAAUGACAUAGGUCAAAGAAUAAUAAGCGAAGAGUCGAUGUCCAUUGUUAUUAAUUUAGGCAUGUCGGAAGGAUUCAAUCAUAUUGAUCUCAACAAUUUAAAAUUCCCUUCAACCAUGUAUGUAGACUAUGUACGAGUUUAUCAGGAUCCGCUGAAGGUCAAGGUAUCAUGUGAUCCUCCAGAUCACCCUACUUCUGAUUAUAUUAAAAAGCAUUUUAACGCAUACACGAAUCCAAGUCUAACAACGUGGAGACAGGCAGGAUAUGAGUUCCCAAUAAACAGCCUUAAUG